Messenger RNA from Sphaeroforma arctica JP610, 240 nucleotides. RefSeq lists its product as hypothetical. The annotation marks the transcript as partial. NCBI's taxonomy places the organism in Eukaryota, Ichthyosporea, Ichthyophonida. The transcript has a single exon. The record is from RefSeq and is a predicted model, not a curated record.
AUGUUCGUGAUGGUCCCCGUUCUGUUUGUCUACCAAAGACUAAUCAACGUACUAGAGCAACCGCAUCUGAUCGUAUCUGUCGUAGCCGGCGUGUACGCAACUGUCUUCACCGUCAUUGGUAUUGGUCUGUCCAUAGACGCGCUGAGUUCACCGGUGGAGUCAGGGCCGCAGAAUUACUUUGGCUGGGCUGUGUACUGGUCGAUAGAGAGCUACGGGUCCGUGGUUGUUCCGCUGCUCUGG